GAUUAAGCCGUAGCACAAAUACGGACAGCGCAGAGGCUCAAACCGAGGGCGCUGCUUCCAUGGAUGUUUGACAACAACGGUCACUUCAAGGCCAAUUAUUUUCAGUUACAAAAAUGUCUGCAACUCGCUAUCGGCGGUUCUUGAAGCUGUGUGAGGAAUGGCCGAUGGAUGAAUUCAAAAUGGGCCGUGAUUUGGGAACCUUUUUGCGACAGAGAGUCGCUCUGGCGUUCCGCGAAGGAGAAAACACUCAGAUCUCGGACCCUGAGAAGUGUGAUCAGAUGUAUGAGAGUCUGGCUCGGAUCAACAGUAAUGUGUACAGAGAACGGUUCCCCCGUGUAAUGGACACCAGCUUCACUGGGGUGACCGUGGAAGAAUGUAAAGUGCUUUUAUCAGGGAGUAUGCAGCAGAUGCAGCAGAUGGACGAGGAGAAGAAGGGUUUGUGGAAGACGUUAAUACAGCGCUUCUCAUCGAAGGCCCCAGAAGAGGCAGCGGAGAAGGCCUCCGAGAAAUAGCCUGGUCCUUGCUUCUUUCGCUGCUAAUUCAGCAAUAAAUAGAGUGCUUCAUGGCAUUGAAAUCCAACCAUGUUUAAUGAAAAAGGUCAUUCAUUUAUUCAUGUGUAACUUAAAAUAGUCAAUAAAAAAUAUUUAAAGUGAAAGUAUUUGAAGGUUUGGAUGUGUGAAUACAGAGUACACCUAAAGAUGGAAGACCACUUACUAGUAUAGUUGUUUUAUUUUAAAACCACGCCCCUCACCCAUAUUCAAUGAAGACAGCUGGGACUAUGGCCUAACCAAUGUUGUUAAGAGUACUCUUGCAGUAGAUAAAAAAUAAAUACCUUAAAAUGUACUCAGAAAAGUUUUUCUGCAGAGAAACAUUACGAAAUGGAGGCUUUCUCUGCAACCUGAUAUCGUUGUCAAACUACUUGUUUAUAAAAAGACAAUACUACCGACUCAACAACUGUUUGU
This is a messenger RNA of Gadus chalcogrammus (walleye pollock), 962 nucleotides long. RefSeq names its product ubiquinol-cytochrome-c reductase complex assembly factor 2. Lineage: Eukaryota; Metazoa; Chordata; Actinopteri; Gadiformes; Gadidae. The record is from RefSeq and is a predicted model, not a curated record. Gene Ontology annotation, biological process: mitochondrial respiratory chain complex III assembly. The transcript has 4 exons. Gene Ontology annotation, cellular component: mitochondrial matrix. Bases 114 to 512 code for a protein of 132 amino acids.